Mercurialis annua (annual mercury) is the source of this 931-nucleotide messenger RNA. RefSeq names its product peroxiredoxin-2F, mitochondrial. Gene Ontology annotation, cellular component: mitochondrion; cytoplasm. Gene Ontology annotation, biological process: hydrogen peroxide catabolic process; cell redox homeostasis; cellular response to oxidative stress. The record is from RefSeq and is a predicted model, not a curated record. Bases 81 to 698 code for a protein of 205 amino acids. NCBI's taxonomy places the organism in Eukaryota, Viridiplantae, Streptophyta, Magnoliopsida, Malpighiales, Euphorbiaceae. Gene Ontology annotation, molecular function: thioredoxin peroxidase activity. The transcript is spliced from 5 exons.
AAUAGGCUCCAAAAGCACCAUCAUCACCACCACUACGACCGAAAUGCAAAACGUCUGGUUCACGUUGAGAAAGUAAAGGAAUGGCAAGUUCAAUAAUACUGAGGCGGACGACACGAUCUUCUUCUGCUUCCACAUCACUAAUUGAUGGUCUCCUCCGAAUCGGAGGGUCAUCAAGGUCCUAUGCAAAGAUUGCAGUGGGAACAGAUAUAGUAUCGGCUGCACCCGAUGUCUCUCUCCAGAAAUCCAGGACCUGGGACGAAGGUGUCUCCUCUAAGUUCUCCACUACUCCUCUUAAAGACAUUUUCAAGGGGAAGAAAGUUGUGAUAUUUGGUCUGCCUGGAGCACAUACAGGGGUUUGUUCACAGCAGCAUGUUCCAAGUUACACAAAGAAUUUUGAUAAGUUUAAAGCUAAAGGCAUUGAUUCUGUGAUUUGUGUGGCUGUUAAUGAUCCUUAUGUUCUCAAUGCCUGGGCUGAAAAGCUUCAAGCUAAUGAUUCUAUUGAAUUUUAUGGGGACUUUGAUGGUAGCUUUCACAAAAGCUUGGAGCUAGAUAAAGAUCUCUCCGUUGCUUUGCUUGGACCCCGCUCUCAUAGAUGGUCAGCAUAUGUGGAAGACGGAAAUGUUAAGGUCCUUAAUUUGGAGGAAGCUCCGUCGGACUUCAAGGUAUCUGGUGCUGAGGUUAUAUUGGGACAAAUAUAAUGCUGCUUUACUUUCAUUUCUACUCCGUGAAAGUCCAAAACUUUUUGCUAGGUAUGAUUUCCUGUUGAAAUGUUAAUUCCAGAGCUAUGGUAGACAUGCCUAAUAAAAUUGCUCAUGUUUUGUUAUGAGAAUAAAUCGGCUACCCUUGCUAAUAACUUCAAAUGUAGUAGUGAAUUUUGCAAAGUUCACCCUUUUCAACCAUAAAUCCGAAAUUCAGCUAUUGAAUUGUUACA